Molecule: messenger RNA, 2649 nt
Organism: Ciona intestinalis (vase tunicate)
Lineage: Eukaryota; Metazoa; Chordata; Ascidiacea; Phlebobranchia; Cionidae
Source: RefSeq, a predicted model, not a curated record
CAGGACAAAAUUAUAAACAUAUAAACAUUUUUCGCAUCGUGUCAUAUCACUUUAAUCAUUAUUCUGCCCACAAAUCAAGCAGAACAUUCCGUGCACACAAACUGCAGACGUGCGACAAAUCAAGACGACAUAUAUAGAGAUAGCGAGUGGCGUUUAAUCAAUGUUCGGAUGAAUGCCAGGUAAAGUUAGCUCUUGUUACGAAGCAUUACUACAGUUAUUGUACAUUCAAUGAUUUACACAAAUUCAUCUAAAUCUGGAGCCAUGUUCACACGAAAGCAUCGUGGUAUGAUCCAAACCUCUAUCAUCCUUAUCUUGAUGGUGGGGAUCGGAUACAGCGUCUACUUAUACAACUUAAUGACGAUUAAACUUAAAAAUAUGGAAGUUAAAACACAAAGAUAUCAUUCGCAACACCAGUCUUUGUCAUCUCAACUACAAGUUGUUUAUGAAGAAAGAUCUCGUUUAGAAAGUGCUUUGUUAAAGGAAAAGAACGAACAUAAAAUUGUUAAAGAAAAAUAUGACCAGGACAAGCAGUUGCAUGAAGAUUCUGUUGCAAGCUCGUUACAAGAACAAAAUAUUAAAUACGACUCAUUAAAAGAAGAACACACGAAUUCUAAGAACCAGCUCGCUGAAGCGCGAAAAGCGAUUCAGAGCCUCGAACAACUGCAGCAGACAGCUGAAAAGUCACACAACGAUAAACUUGCAGAACUACAACGCAAACAGGAGCAACUAAACACCCAGAAAGAGAGCGAAUUAUUUGCACUUCAAGAAAAACAUCGCAAAUUGUCAGAUGAUCACAAACGUUUAAAUCAACUUAAUUCCGAUCUACACAACAGGCUCUUGCUUGCACAAGAAAACUCUUCAAAUUAUACAAAACUUAAAACUGCGUUGACCAACCUUGGUUACGAUGCAAUACAACUUAACCAUCCUAACUUUGAAAAGCUGGGUAGUUUGGACCGACAUGUUUUAAUGGCACACCUGGGUGGCAGUAACGAGCUCGCAUCAGCGCUUGAAAUGCAACGGCAACGAAUCGCUUUAGAAAAAGACAUAAGACAAGCCGCCGAGAGAAAGCAACGAAUGAACAAAGAAGCUCGUGACCGAGAACUCGCUUUAAGGGAGCAGAAAAAAGCUGCUCAGGCUCACAACAUAGGGCAUAGGGGGGACAUACAUGCUAAGCCUGAUGCUAAUACUAAUAUAGUGAAUCCUGUUGGUCAAGAUGUCCAAAUUAGUCACCAAGAUAAAGAUGCUCAAGAUCUUGAUGAUGAAAAUGCGGAAGAUGAUACUGAAGAUCCUACUCCUAAUCCUGGAGAUGCAGAUGCUGCUCAUCCACAAGAAAAUGAUGCAGCUCAAAUGGAAAAUGGAUACGAUCAGCAGAAUAAUCAAAAUGACAACCAAGCUGAUUCAAUGCAACAUAACAGAUACAAUGUAGCAGACCAGAGUAAACUGGAUUCACCUGGAUUGGAACCGGAUCCAACUGAACCAGGAACCACUGAACCAGUAAAUAGUGAUCCAGCUAAUAAUGAGGAUGCAGAGACAUAUGAGGAUGAUGUUGUGAGGGAAGAGAACAACGCAAGAAAUGAUGAACAAAGAGCGAGAGAGGAACUGCAGAAGUCCCAGCAAUCACAGGAUGAUGAACAUGUACCUGACCAUAAAGAAGCGUUGGAGCACCUGCAAGACCUACAAGCUAGACAGCAAGAAAUUGCUGAAGAACAACAAAAGAAUCUUGAAGAACUUGCUCAACAGAGAGUAGCAGCUGUAGGACAAGAUAAAAGUGAUACCAAACAUGUAAUAGUUGGCCAAAUAACUGAUGAUGUAGAUUCAGAUAACCCAAGUACAAUUGAACCACAAAAUCUUCAUGAAAUAGCUGCAAAACCACAAAUGCAUAUCCCGCAAGCAGCUCACGUUGCACCUAAUGAUCCUGAAGGUGUUGGUGUCGCUCCCAUGGUUUCCAAUAAUGAUGCGGGCAAUGACAGAGAUUAUCAACAGGAGGAUUACAAUAAUGAAGAAGAUGAAAACAACAACAAUAAUGAGGAUGAUGAUGGUGAAUAUGAGCAAGAUGAUAACUCAUAUCGGGAUGAUAGAGUCAAUCGUGAAAGAGAGGCGUAUGUACAACAUAGGGGGGACCGAAGGAAUCAAGGUUUUUAAACUGUCUUGCCGCUUUUCUGCACUACCCAUAUAUAUUAGUGUGAUUUUCCAUACUUUUUUAUUGCGUCGUUUGUAAGUGCUUCUCAACCCCUGGGCAGCAACCCAAAAAUUCAUUGAUUUGAUCUGGUUAGACCAGUAGUUUGAAAGCCGUUAAACUGUUAUUUAAUGACUCAACUCUGCAUUAAUAGGAGUUUGGGCAUAAAAUCUGGGUCCCCUUAAAUGGCAAGCAAUAGAACCUUAUCCAUAUGGAAAAAAAAAUUGUUUAAAAAAUUAUGUACUUACAUAAAAUUAUGUGUAGUUUUUUUGCAUUGCUAUUAAUGUCCACAAAAUAUUUGGGUUGUGCCCAGUUCUGUUGAGAAGUACUGCACUAAAAGCUUCAGUUUUAUACCCUUAGUGCUGUAGCAUAGAGCCUGUAUGGUUGAGACGUGAAAAUGGUUACACAAGUAUAACUUAUAAGUCACAUACAUGAUACUGAUAUGUAGAAUAGAUAUUAAACAUACCAUACCU